AUGGAUUCCAUCCCCAGAACGCACGAAGGUUUGUUCUUUUAUAUUUGUAAUUCUAUCAUUUAUAAUUUGAGUUAUGCACUAUUGUAAAUUGUUACCAACAACUCCAAUCAUUUAUGUAAUUUAAUUACCGAAUAUUUGCUGAACCUCAAUCUAAAUUUCUUUGAUUCUGUAAUAAAAAAAAUUGUGUCAUUUACUGAUGUUUAAUCUCAAUUGUCUUAGCUUUCCUUUGAUAUCAAAUCUUUGAUAAAUGCUAGUGUGUAUCUCGAAUGGAUUCAUAUAAUGCUAAUUAUUAUUAACAAUUUCUAGAUAUUGAAGCACAAAUAAGAGAAAUACAGUCAAAGAAGAAAGAGAUUCAAAAUGCGUCUACAGAAAAGGAUCAAGUAGGACUAGGAAAAACUGGCUUCUAUGAUCAAGAUAUUUAUGACGGAAGUAAUAAUAAAUAUGAAGGCUAUGUUACAUCUAUCGCAGCAAACGAUGAAAUUGAGAGUGAGAAAGAUUAUGAUCCUUUCGCGGACAGACGACGACCCACCAUAGCUGAUAGAGAAGAUGAAUAUAGACAAAAAAGACGAAGAAUGAUUAUAUCACCUGAGCGUGUUGAUCCCUUUGCAGAAGUUGAGAAAGAAAUUAGCAGAAAAAGCCAAAGAAGGAACAUUGAAAGCAAAUGGUGAACCUAAACCUACGCCUAAGAAAAGAGGUCGUUGGGAUCAAACAGAUGAUGCUCCAACACCUAAGAAACCAACUGGUACAACUGCAACACCAACAUCCUGGGACAAUGCGGAUGUAACACCUGCUGCAAUCAGAUGGGAUGAAACACCUGGUCAUGGUAAAGGCGGAGAAACUCCUGGUGCAACACCAGGUGUAAGUACAAGAAUGUGGGAUGCUACUCCAGGACAUGCAACGCCUGGUGCAGCUACUCCUGGUAGGGAAACUCCUUCCCAUGAAAAAACUGUUUCAAGCCGUAGAAAUCGUUGGGAUGAGACACCGAAAACUGAACGUGAAACACCCGGUCAUAGCAGCGGUUGGGCAGAAACGCCAAGAACAGACCGAGUUGCAGGAGAUUUAAUUCAAGAGACACCAACACCUUCUGCUAGUAAACGUCGAAGUCGAUGGGAUGAAACGCCUUCGAAUCAAACACCUGGGUCCAUGACGCCACAAACUCCGGCAACCCCUCUUACAACACCACAUCAAACUUCGAUUUUAACACCUAGUGGUGUAACACCGACAGGACCCAAAGCUAUGGGAUUAGCAACUCCAACACCAGGACAUUUAAUGUCAAUGACACCAGAACAACUUCAAGCAUAUCGUUGGGAAAGAGAAAUCGAUGAGAGAAAUAGACCACUUUCAGAUGAUGAAUUGGAUGCUUUAUUCCCACCUGGAUACAAAGUUUUGCAACCACCAGCAGGAUAUAUUCCAAUUCGCACACCUGCAAGGAAGCUCACUGCUACGCCAACGCCAAUCGCGGGCACACCACAAGGAUUUUUCAUCCAAACUGAAGAUAAAACCGCAAAAUUUGUAGACAAUCAGCCAAAAGGAAAUUUACCUUUUAUGAAACCAGAGGACGCACAAUAUUUUGAUAAACUGUUGGUUGAUGUUGAUGAAGAAACGCUUAGUCCUGAAGAACAAAAAGAAAGGAAAAUAAUGAAACUGUUAUUAAAAAUUAAAAAUGGUACGCCACCAAUGAGGAAAGCUGCUCUGAGACAAAUUACGGACAAAGCAAGAGAAUUUGGAGCAGGUCCUUUGUUUAACCAGAUACUUCCUCUUCUUAUGUCUCCAACAUUGGAAGAUCAAGAGCGUCAUCUUCUUGUGAAAGUUAUUGAUCGUAUUCUUUACAAACUCGAUGAUUUGGUUAGACCUUACGUACAUAAGAUUUUGGUCGUCAUUGAACCUUUACUCAUUGAUGAAGACUACUAUGCUCGCGUUGAAGGCAGAGAAAUUAUUUCUAAUUUGGCAAAAGCAGCUGGUUUAGCGACGAUGAUCUCCACGAUGAGACCAGAUAUUGACAAUAUUGAUGAAUACGUUCGUAAUACAACAGCCAGGGCAUUCGCUGUAGUUGCAUCAGCUUUAGGAAUUCCUUCUUUACUUCCAUUUCUCAAAGCCGUGUGUCGCAGUAAAAAAUCAUGGCAAGCUCGUCACACGGGUAUUAAAAUUGUACAACAAAUCGCUAUUCUUAUGGGAUGUGCUAUAUUACCACAUCUGAAGAGUUUGGUCGAAAUUAUAGAACAUGGCCUCGUCGACGAGCAACAAAAAGUUCGUACUAUCACUGCUUUAGCAAUUGCUGCUUUAGCAGAAGCAGCCACACCUUAUGGUAUCGAGAGUUUCGACUCUGUUUUAAAACCAUUGUGGAAGGGUAUUCGUACACAUAGAGGGAAAGGUCUUGCCGCAUUCUUAAAAGCUAUUGGUUAUUUAAUUCCUCUUAUGGAUGCUGAAUAUGCUAAUUACUAUACUCGUGAAGUAAUGUUAAUCCUUAUUCGUGAAUUCCAGUCUCCUGAUGAAGAAAUGAAAAAAAUUGUACUGAAAGUAGUGAAACAAUGUUGUGGAACGGAUGGUGUAGAAGCACAAUACAUCAAAGAUGAGAUCCUUCCACAUUUUUUCAAACACUUCUGGAAUCAUCGAAUGGCUUUGGAUCGUCGAAAUUAUAGACAGCUUGUUGAUACGACUGUAGAAAUUGCAAAUAAAGUUGGUGCAUCAGAAAUUAUAAAUCGUGUAGUAGAUGAUUUAAAAGAUGAAAACGAACAAUAUAGAAAGAUGGUAAUGGAAACCAUUGAGAAAAUAAUGGGAAAUUUAGGAGCUGCGGAUGUUGAUUCUCGUUUAGAAGAACAACUCAUUGACGGUAUUUUAUAUGCUUUCCAAGAACAGACAACAGAGGAUGUUGUAAUGUUGAAUGGGUUUGGAACUAUUGUGAAUACAUUAGGAAAAAGAGUGAAAGCAUAUCUUCCACAAAUCUGUGGUACAAUUUUAUGGAGAUUAAACAAUAAAUCUGCAAAAGUAAGACAACAAGCUGCUGAUUUAAUAUCACGAAUUGCUGUCGUUAUGAAAACUUGUCAAGAGGAAAAAUUAAUGGGUCAUUUAGGUGUCGUUCUUUAUGAAUAUUUAGGUGAAGAAUAUCCUGAAGUAUUGGGAAGUAUUUUGGGCGCAUUAAAAGCUAUUGUCAAUGUCAUAGGAAUGACAAAAAUGACACCACCUAUUAAAGAUUUACUACCACGUUUAACUCCUAUUCUGAAAAACAGACAUGAAAAGGUACAAGAAAAUUGUAUUGAUCUCGUAGGUAGGAUUGCAGAUAGAGGACCUGAAUAUGUGUCCGCUAGAGAAUGGAUGAGAAUAUGUUUUGAACUUUUGGAAUUGCUCAAAGCCCACAAAAAAGCGAUUAGGAGAGCGACAGUGAAUACAUUUGGUUACAUUGCAAAAGCAAUAGGACCUCAUGAUGUAUUAGCAACUCUUUUGAACAACUUAAAAGUACAGGAACGUCAAAAUCGUGUGUGCACUACAGUAGCUAUUGCUAUCGUAGCUGAAACCUGUAGUCCCUUCACAGUACUUCCUGCUUUAAUGAAUGAAUAUAGAGUACCGGAACUGAACGUACAAAAUGGUGUGUUAAAAUCUCUGUCCUUUUUGUUUGAAUAUAUCGGAGAAAUGGGAAAGGAUUACAUUUAUGCUGUUAGUCCAUUGUUAGAAGAUGCUCUCAUGGACAGAGAUUUAGUGCACAGACAAACUGCAUGUGCUGCUAUUAAACACAUGGCAUUGGGUGUUUACGGAUUUGGAUGUGAAGAUGCAUUGAUUCAUUUAUUGAAUCAUGUAUGGCCCAACGUUUUUGAAACUUCACCACACUUGGUACAAGCAUUUAUGGAUGCCGUGGACGGUUUACGUGUCGCUCUUGGACCAAUUAAAAUACUACAAUAUACUUUACAGGGAUUGUUCCAUCCGGCACGAAAAGUACGAGAUGUAUAUUGGAAAAUUUAUAAUUCUCUUUAUAUAGGUGGACAAGAUGCUCUUGUAGCUGGUUACCCUCGAAUUAUGAAUGAUCCAAAGAAUCAGUAUAUUAGAUACGAAUUGGAUUAUGUUUUGUAAUGAUUUUAAGCAUAUGUAAGAUGUAUCAUACAUUUAUAUAAUCUUCGUAAAAAUUAGCAUCCUUCGCUUAUUAUUGUUUAUUUUAUAAAUCAGCUAAAAUAAUUGAAUGUGACUCAUAAGAUAUAGACACCAAUGAACUUUGAUAGUAUUUAUUUCUUGGACUUCUUUAAACAAAUUAUACAUAAAUUCUUUUAAAUUAAAAAUUGAUUAUUACAAAUUUGCUUAAAAAGAUAUUUGUCAGUCCUUAUAUAAAUAAAAUGUUUCGUAUUCAACGAUGUUGAAUUUAUUUCGAAGCAUUCGCUUCAAUAUUUACUUAGUUGUUCCCCUUGAAUUUUAUCAUGUUAGCUAACACAAAAAUUUUUUUAUAUAUUUCAAUUUUACAUAAGAUAUAUUUUUUUUCGUAUUAGAAAAGUUGGUAAUUGUAUAUUUACAUAAAAAUAAAAUGAACUUCUUCAUUCUCCAUGAAAAUAAUGUAAUGAAAACACUAACGAUGAUUUUUUUUCAGUAUUUUAUUUUAAAGUUAAUUUAUUAGCGUACUAAAUAAGACUAGUGGUAAUUUACCUUUAAAUAUUUAUUUGUAAUUUUUGAGACAGUUUAAUAUUUUAUAGCAUAUAUUGUGUAAAACGUUCACAUACCGAACUUAUGUAUGUACAUUAUAAUUUUUAAGUAUCAUUGGAGAAUACAGUCGUGUUUUACAUAUUUUCUUUUUAUCUAUGUAACAUUUAUUGUAAUACUUUUUUGUAUAAAAAUUGCGUGUGAAAUGUCUGUAUCUCCAAAUAGAUUUUUUUUUUAAAUUGGCGUAAAGCGUAUGUAUGUAAAUGUACACAUGCAUACAUCAUUGUAUUCAUGAUAUUUCUCAACUAUUUAUGAAUUCAAUGCAAUUCCUUUAGUUUCGGUCCUGACAAAGGUGCAUUACAUAUUUACUGUUGUAUACUUUCAAAUCGGCAACCAAACAAAAUUUAAAAGCUAAUCUCUUAAUGUCAUUAACAUAAUUAAAUUAUAUGAAGGCCAUUUUUUUACCUUUGAAUAGCACUUUGAAUAACGUAUACAUAUAUAUCCGUAAAUUAGCAUAAUAAGAAAGAAUAUCGUUUAUAAAUAUGACAGAGUAAUUAAAACUAAACUUCUUUCUACAAUAUUCUAGGACAAUAACUGAUGAACAUAUAAUUCAUGGUAGUAUAUAGUUAAAAAGUAUAUACUGUUUAUAUAACUAUAAUAAAAAAAUGUAACGACAACAAAAAUUAAAGUUUCGCUUCAAUGAAUUUUAAACAAUUCUUUUUAAUAAAUAUCAUUUUAAAGCGCAAUUUUUGGCAAAACAUUCAAUAUUUUAUAUUUAUUAAAAAAAAAGAUCAAUAUAAAAAGAGCAAUCGAUUAAAACAGAGCAACAAAUUAAAACUUAAUACAAGUUACUGUUCAUUUUCUAACAUUUUAUAACAUUUUAUAUAAAUCAUUUGUUAAGCAGAACUUUGGUAUAAGUAUAUAGAACUAUUAAUUGAUGUAACAGAAGUUGUUUCUAUGAUGGAAAUACUAAAAACAACUGAUUAUAGAAUCACAUUGAUACAAUAUAUACGUUUUAUGAAAAUUAUUUUCAAGCUAAGUACUUAUCAAUAUUUAUAAAUUUAUAAAAGCAAUAUAUAAAUGUGAUAAGCAAUCCCUUAUUUGGUUUUUCUUUUUGUAUCAUUACACGAGUUAUUUUAUAACUUCCAAGUCGAAAUUUUUUGUAUGAAUUUUAUGAUACAAAAGAUACUUCCAAUUUAUUCAAGUCAUCAUAUCAGAUACAUUUUUUUUUUAAAGUGAUUUAAAAAAGUAGAUUAAUUGUAAUAGUUUCUCAAUAAAACUUAUUAACGUAAGAUGCGGUUACUUAAUUUAUGAAAAUGACAUGUGAUUCUAUAAAAUAUGACUUCAGAAAUUAUAAGAUAUCUUUACAUGAUUGUUUAAAAAAUUAAGAGUAUAAUAUCAUUAAGCAUUAAGUAUUCGUCUCUCCUUACACCGUCAAAAAUGAAUAAGUAACGAAAUAUACAUACACAAUUAUUACGAAAAAUAUUAAUUUAUAGAGAAAAAAUUGAUAAAUAUCACAAGUACGCGCAAUUGUAACACACAAUUUUGUGAUGAAAACUAGAUAUAUCUCACUCGCAUUCUUUUGCACUAAGAACAUUUCAUUUCACACAUACUACAUGGAAAUAUACGCUCCGUUUAUCUCUCGUUGUAGUGUGAUAAAAUUUACAAUAGAAUAUCAUAUUUUGUAUUCUUGAUAACUUUGGUAAACGACUAAAGAAUGUGAAGGCUGUCAGUCAUUUCUACAACUAAGAUUUUUAUUAUGCUAAGGAUUUUUUAAAAUAUGUGGAAGUCAAUUUCAGCUACUUUCAUUAUUAAAUAUAUAUAAUAAAUUUUUUUUUGAAAAUCAGCAUAAGUAAUUUAAUACGGUGGGUACAGAAAAUAGCACUGUACUAUUACAAUGAAACAUUUCUUAUUUUUUCAAAUCCUGUUGCAUCUUAUGUUCGUUAGGAAAAAUGCUGUCUCAACUGUUAAAAUUGUAAUCUAUAAAAAAUACAUCAAAGAUUAUGUAUGUUUGAUUUUGCAUGAUUAUGCAUGUUUGUAUAUACGACGUAAAUGAAGAUAGUUCAAAAAAUGUAUGUUUCUCAUUUGAUAUCAUAUUUAGAUUUAAGAAAUAUUUAAUAGAUGUUCAGAUAUCAUUAUGA
Heterotrigona itama is the source of this 6758-nucleotide messenger RNA. The record is from the annotation of a GenBank genome assembly. Lineage: Eukaryota; Metazoa; Arthropoda; Insecta; Hymenoptera; Apidae.